Zophobas morio is the source of this 1684-nucleotide messenger RNA. Its product is annotated as phosphoenolpyruvate carboxykinase (ATP)-like. Gene Ontology annotation, cellular component: cytosol. The coding region runs from base 23 to 1684 and encodes 553 amino acids. NCBI's taxonomy places the organism in Eukaryota, Metazoa, Arthropoda, Insecta, Coleoptera, Tenebrionidae. The transcript is spliced from 11 exons. The record is from RefSeq and is a predicted model, not a curated record. Gene Ontology annotation, molecular function: ATP binding; phosphoenolpyruvate carboxykinase (ATP) activity. Gene Ontology annotation, biological process: gluconeogenesis.
CGUCUAUGCUAGUUACCCAAGGAUGUUUUCCAGAGUCGUUUUAAUAAGUCAUAGCAUGACCUUAAUGAAGAUAAAAAGAACUAAACGUUUUACAUCUAAUGCAUUCCACUUAGGCCUUGAUAAACUGGGAAUUGAAAAUAAAAGCGCCCCUUGUUUUCAAAAUUUAUCUUAUGAUGAAAUUGCUAGCCAUGAAAGGAGUAACGGCGAGGGACUUUUUAUUAAAAAUGGCGCAUUUGCAGUAGAUACUGGAAAGUUUACCGGGAGAAGUCCAAUGGAUAAGUAUAUUGUGGAACAGUCUCCUUCAAAAAAUAAUAUCUGGUGGGGCCAAGUUAACCGGCCUAUGAAACCUGAAACUUUUGAUAAGCUUUAUAAAAAGGUGACUACUCACUUUACUGCUGCGGGUGUUAUCUAUGUUUUUGACGGGUACUGCGGAGCCCAUAAAUCAACUCAAAAGAAAGUGCGCUUUAUCACUGAAUUGGCGUGGCAACACCACUUCGUAACAAACAUGUUCAUUCGCCCUACUAGAGAUGAACUUCAAAAUUUUCAGCCAGAUUUCACCGUUAUAAAUGCUUGCAAAGUUACGAAUCCAAGUUAUAGAAAUGAAAGAUUAAACUCUGAAGUUUUCAUCACAUUUAACAUUGAGAAAAAUGUCGCACUUAUUGGAGGAACUUAUUAUGGGGGAGAAAUGAAAAAAGGGAUCUUUAGUAUGAUGAAUUACUGGUUGCCUUUAGAAGGCAUCAUGUCCAUGCACUGUUCUGCUAACGUCGGACCACAAGGCGACUCAGCCUUAUUUUUUGGCCUUUCUGGGACGGGCAAAACUACCUUAUCCGCCGAUCCCAAGCGCCUUCUUAUAGGAGACGACGAGCAUGGCUGGGAUGACGAGGGCAUCUUUAACUUUGAGGGGGGUUGUUACGCGAAAACCAUUAAUUUGACAGAAGAACACGAACCUGAGAUUUUUCGAGCCAUCCAGAGAGAUGCUUUACUCGAAAACUGCUACAUCGUGCCUGGAUCUCACGAGCCUGACUACACCAAUAUAACAAAAACCGAGAACGGCCGAGUUUCUUAUCCAAUUUACCACAUUAAAAAUCACAAGAAGGACUCGAAAGCCGGCCAUCCCACCAACUGUAUAUUUCUAACGUGUGACGCUUAUGGUGUACUGCCGCCUGUCUCCAGGCUGUCUUCUGGACAAGCGCAGUACCAUUUCCUAUCGGGCUACACUGCUAAAGUGGCCGGAACCGAGCGCGGUGUUACCGAGCCGCAGGCUACUUUUAGCGCUUGCUUUGGAGCUGCCUUUCUCCCGCUUCAUCCAACUAAAUAUGCAGAUCUGUUGCAAAAAAAACUUCAAAAAUACGGCACGAAAGUGUUUUUGGUUAACACCGGCUGGAGUGGCGGCUCUUAUGGUUCUGGGAAAAGACUUAGCCUUAAAGUCACGCGGCAGUGCAUUGACGCCAUUCUUGAUGGGAGUAUCAAUAAGGCUCACUUUUACAAGGAUCCCGUGUUUGGCUUUGACGUGCCUAAAAAGCUGGGCUCCCUCUCAGCUGAAGUACUUUGCCCGCGUGCUGGUUGGCAAGACAAGACCAAGUACGACGAAACCGCUAGAAAACUUGCAGAUAGUUUCAAGGAAAACUUUAAACAAUUUGUUCGAUCCGGCUUUACUGACUACUCAUCUUACGGCCCCAAUUGA